CGCGAGAAGGGAUUUGUGACGUGCCGGUAGCUGUCCGGCAGGAGCGCAGUAUCUGUCCGGCUGGAGUUGUGGGUCUGGAGCUAGAGGCGCUGAGGGGCGUUUAAACACGAUCCGGGAUUGCAAGCUGUGUUCAGAAAAGCGGGACUGCUGCUGGGCGAUAACUGUGGACAGAAGGAAAUGGCUGUCAAGCACUUCUCAAGUAAUGCGGAUGAUAGCUCAUUGCGAUAAUUAUGACCUCAAACCAGGGUUAAAAUAAAAGACAGUUGCCAAGGAUAUGUUCUGGUCUAUGGGCUGAACUGACAACACAAACCUAGGAUAGUUUGAUGGUGUACAACUAAAAUUAUUUCCUAAAGAAAGGAACAAUGGUGGAUGUUGGAAAAUGGCCAAUCUUUGCCCUUUGCCCGCAGGAGGACUUGAAGUUUAUUCAGCAAGCCUGUGUUUUUGGGGCUGGAAAUGAGGUUUUGUAUCUUACGAAAAAUGAUGAGGUAUUUGUGAUGGGUACUAACAGCAGUGGCUGUUUAGGGACCGGCGAUGCACAAAGUAUCCUUGAACCACGACGUAUAGAUAUGCUUUCAGGAAAAAGGAUAGUAAGCUUGAGUUAUGGAAGUGGACCUCAUGUUGUCAUUGUUACUUCUGAUGGAGAAGUGUAUAGCUGGGGCCACAAUGCCUAUAGCCAGCUGGGAAAUGGCUCAACCAACCAAGCCCUAAGUCCAUGUCAAGUUUCCACUAACUUAAUAAACAAGAAAGCAAUCAGUGUGGCCUGUGGAUCCCAUCAUUCAAUGGUAUUAACAUGCGAUGGUGAGGUCUAUGCAUGGGGGUACAACAACUCUGGACAAGUUGGUUCAGGUUCUACAGCCAAUCAACCUAUACCUAGGAAAGUUACCAGUUGUUUACAAAAUAAAACUGUGAUUGGUAUUGCAUGUGGUCAGAUGAGCUCAAUGGCUGUAGUAGAUAAUGGAGAGGUGUAUGCGUGGGGAUACAAUGGAAAUGGGCAGCUAGGUUUAGGCAGCAGUGGCAACCAGCCAACACCUUGUCGAAUUGCAGCACUACAGGGCAUUCGUGUGGAACAGGUUGUGUGUGGAUAUGCUCAUACGCUGGCAUUAACAGAUGAAGGGGUCAUGUAUGCUUGGGGAGCGAACUCCUAUGGCCAGCUAGGCACAGGGAAUAAAAGUAACCAGUCUUACCCUGUGCAAGUCAUUGUGGACAAGGAAAGAAUAGUAGAGAUUGCAGCCUGUCACUCUUCGCACACUUCUGCUGCUAAGUCCCAGAGCGGUCAAGUUUACAUGUGGGGCCAGUGCCGGGGCCAGUCUGUCAUUACUCCACAUCUCACUCACUUCUCCUGCACAGACGAUGUGUUUGCCUGCUUCUCAACUCCAGCUAUAAUGUGGCGCCUUCUGUCUGUAGAGCCAGAUGAUCACCUUACUGUUGCAGAAUCUCUAAAGAGAGAAUUUGACAACCCUAACACAGCAGACCUGAAGUUCUUAGUCGAUGAAAAGUACAUAUACGUGCAUAAAGUUCUUCUCCAGAUCAGGUGCGAGCAUUUCCGUUCCUUACUCCAUGAAAAUGAAGAAGAAAUCAUUGAGAUGAAUCAGUUUUCCUACCCAGUAUACCGUGCUUUCCUGGAAUACUUGUACACAGAUAAUAUCAGUAUCUCUCCUGAGGAUGCAAUUGGUCUGUUGGAGCUAGCAACGAUAUACAGAGAAAACAGACUGAAGCAACUGUGCCAGCAGACUAUCAAGCAAGGGAUCUGUGAGGAAAAUGCAGUUGUACUGCUCUCAGCUGCAGUUAAGUAUGACGCUCAGAACUUUGUUUCUAGGAUCUAGAAGAUUAUUGCUUCAGGUUUUGUAUAAACCAUAUGACGGUGGUGACCCAGACAGACGCCUUUGCUGACAUGGACAGUGACCUUCUGAAGAACUUUAUCAAUAAAGCAAGUAAAGCGGGAGCAUUUAAGAACUGACAGUGCUCUAAUGAACUGGUACCCCUUCCUUUUUAUGUUGCUGUGCUCCAUUUCUGUCUGCCCUUGCCUUUUUCUUUUAAAAUAAGCACAGUUAUUGUUUAAUUAUUGUUUAAUAUGUAUAAAAUUGUGUCAUAAAUGGAUAUUUAAAUUUAAAAAAAAAAAAAAGUUUUGUUUGUACUAGAGACGUAUAAACUGCAGCCCUCUGAGCCACAGUCUCCAAAUGCAUUUUGGACAACUGCAAUUUAAUACACUUUGGAGGAAUGUACUAAAAGCUGAACAAAAUUCCAAUGAAGAAGAAAAAGAUCUUGACAAUUACUCAGUAUUACAUAGUGCAUGACAUUACUGACAUCAUACAUAUUGACAUCAUUAUGACAUCAUGAUGACAUCACACAUUUACUUUGAAUAGCACAUUAUUUACACAAGCAUCCAACAAAAAUAACUGUGAUACCCAGGCAUGGAAAGCCUCGCUUGUCAUUCUGUGAGCCUGCAGGGCUGACAGACAUUGUGUGAUGAAUGAGCCCCACUGAGUUGUGCAAUCAGAUACUCUGUUGCCUCGGGUUUCUAAGGUGUGUUUCACGACUCAAUGGUUCUUUAGUAAAUACAGAAAAAAGCCUCUGCAUUUAUUUGUGGUCAUGUAAACUGAGUUAUGUCUAUCAGAUGCAGGGGACUUUUUGGCCUUUGUGGACCAGUACAAGCAAAAAAAAUGAAUAUAAUAAGUGCUCUUUUAAGCAUGUUUGCAGUUUUGCUGUUGUAUUCCAAGAUACUGGCAAAAUGAAAACUGCUAUUAUAAUGAAACGGAAGCAACUGCGCCACCUGCUGAAAUACUUCAACGGUAACAUUCAGGGGAACAUCACAAGGAAGGCAGGGAAGCCAUGAGAAAGGGUGGCUGAGGUUUCCUAGUUCUUUCCUAAGCAGAGUACCUUUACAAGAGUUGGCACUAUUGUCAGUAGGUGGCGCUGUUUGAAUUUCAUCUUAUUAGUAUAAUGUUUGCUAAUAUCCUGAAAUUCAAAGAAAAAAGCCGUGUUCUGAGCAGUUUUGCAGGUGUUUAUCCUGUAUACGUACAGACAUUUGCCAUGACGAUGUAGUUUCAUUGCAACAUAUUUGUUACUUGCACUGCUGUGUUCCGCCAUCUGCUGUCUCAACAAAUAUGCACCCAGUCUGUUGUGUUCAAUGGAGCUUGUGAUGCUAAUAAUGAACUAGCCCAAAAGCCGCCUAGUAAAACCAAAGUAAAAAUAUCACACUUUCAACAAUUAGUCUGUACUGGUGGAAAUUUAGUAGUAAGGCUGGGGCCGCACAAAGGGCUUAUUUGAGCCAGCAGUAAAGCCCCCAACUUCCUGCCACUGACGGCUUAUAGGGAGCAUUUGGCCUGCCUGUAGUGUCAGCUGUUUCCAUUCAGGUCAGUAGGAGAAACGGGAAAUUACUGGUGCUUUUCAACUGGCAGAGAAGUGAUCUCUGCGCCAAGUGAAUAUUCUAUGCAAAUGCUUUUAGGUCUAAUCACUUUCCUGGUGUUACUGGUAUAGGAAAUGACUGUAGAGAGUAGGUUAUAUAGUUGCAUAAAGCAACAACCACCAUGGGCAUAUAGGCAGCCAGGAAACUCCAUAGGGAUCACCAAAAAAAGACUUUAUUCAACGUUACAUUAAAACAUCUCCAAAGGCCCUACCGUUUCAUGCACUAGGGGUACUUAGUCAUGGGCCGUGACUAGUCUGUGUUAUGAAUGUGAUGCUGAGGGUAAAUCAUUAUCUCUAGCUGAAUAAUGACUAAUCAUAAUCAAAUGAUGGUGUAAUUUUCCCAUAUAAAUCAAUAUACAGCAUGCAUAUCAACACACACCUUGAUAAAUUACCCUGUUUUCACUUUAGAAUUAGGGAUGGAUGAUGCAGGAGAAUAGCACAGUUUGAUAAAUUGCGUUCUUGUUUUAAACCUUGUGUUUUUGGUGUACAGCACAUGUUCUUAAAUAA
Molecule: messenger RNA, 3912 nt
Organism: Xenopus tropicalis (tropical clawed frog)
Lineage: Eukaryota; Metazoa; Chordata; Amphibia; Anura; Pipidae
Gene: rcbtb2
Product: regulator of chromosome condensation (RCC1) and BTB (POZ) domain containing protein 2
Exons: 14
Coding region: 363-1823 (486 amino acids)
Source: RefSeq, a predicted model, not a curated record